AUGGCCAGCCUGCAACAGGAGUACCCCCUGGUCCUGCUGGGUAUUCUGGAGGAGCUGUCCGCUAUGCGCCACUGGCUCUCCUUCCAGGAUCUGUGUCGAAUGGUCAGCACCCGCUUCGACCUGCAGCACCUCACAGAGCUUAGGAGCCUGCUGUUCUCCGCAGCCUGCCGUGACCCAUGUUUCCCCGCCACCCUCUUCAGAGACAGGGUCACCCCCAAGGGACUGGGGACAUCCCCGAUAGGCGUGGCAGCUGACAUCGUCACUAUAUUCAACCUCAUUCAAAUGACGGGUGGGGCUCCCGAUGAGGCCCAGGCUGCUCAGCCAAUAAAAGCAAAGCCCGCCCCUCACAUCGACCAAUCCCCAGAGCCCUCUUUGCAAAGCUCUUUGCCCAUCACUGACGAAGUGAGAUUCUCCAGAUGUGAUAGGGUGCACACACUUUCAGACUCUCAGACCAUCUCAGGCCCCAUCGACCCAAGCUUGCUCUGGCCCAAAUCAAAUUACUCGUUCCGCAAGCGCGCCAGUCUCCCUCCCGAUCCCCUCUCUCUUGUCUCCUCAUCCCCUCCGAGCCGUGCCAGGGCUGUGUCUUUCGACUGGCGCCACAACACCCCACUGUUCGCUGGCAGCGGCAGCAUCCCAGGCAUGCAGAGCAUCUACCUCCCCCUGGAGACGGACAGCGAGUCCUCCAAAGAUUCCCUGAGCGGAGACUCGGCACCCAGAGAUCCCGGAUCGGAGCCGGGAUCGGAGCCGGGAUCACAGCCGGGAUCGGAGCGGCAUUCCUGCGUGAAGAAGAGAGACAUCUUCAAGAAGGACUUCCACAACCAGUCGCAACUGGUUCCCCAGGUGACCAUCAGUACUGAGUCUCAGACUCCAAGAGGAGGAGUAGGACGAAGAGGGAGGCAGGAACUGUUUUCCAACCGCAGCUUUGAACUGCUAUCCAACCCGUAUCCUUCCCCCACUGUUGGUCGGUCUUCGCCGGAGCGCCGGGCCAAGCAUGAAAGCUUGGACGACCUCCAGGACUCCACAUACUUUGGCCCAGGGGAUACUAUUCAAGAAUGGUCCUCCCUCCACCUCCAACCCCCCAGGGCCCAGAGGCCAGGGUGGGCCGACAAGAGCCUGAGUCUGGACGACAGGGAGGUGGGCUUAGCUGGGGUGGGUUUGGAUGGCUCCGAGGGCUCUCUUCAGGUUAGACUCACUCCCAGCCCCACCACAAACAAUGUUGGUGGUGGGUUGUCCCCUCCAAAGGGAUGGGAGGGGAACACCAUUCCCGCACUUGGAGGAGGGGGGUUGACGGCCUGCAGCAGGGGCACCCAGACCGACACCAUGCCGGACCCCCGGCGCCUGCGCAGCCUGGUGCACGCCGACCGGCUGUCCUUCAUGACCUCGAUGGAUGACCCCGACAUGAUGGGCGAGGAUGACAUCAGCGCCAUCUUCCGCUUCCUGGAUGACAUGAGCAUGUGCGGCUCCACGGGGGUCCUCCACCCCCACGACGUGGGCCCCUCGGCAGCCCAGGACACCCCAGAGGCACGGCGUGGCCGCCUGGGCCAGCUCCAGAAGCUCUUUCACUCCCUGGAUGGCAGCGACGAUGGCGGCCUCAAGGCCAGCGUAUGUAAACUCCUCCUGAGAAUGGGCCAGAUCGAGAGACGCCUGGAGUCGCUGUCCGAGGUCAAGGCCGAAAUCUCCCAAGUUCUUUCCUUCCUCCAGCGACUGGAUGAGAAGAUACAAGAGCAGGCCAUUAGAGGAGGAGGAGGGAGUGGAGGUAGGUGGCUGGGACCGCCCAGCGGUGGUGGGUCUUCCCUGGGUAGCCUGAGCCAUUCGCUCACUCCUGGGUCUGGUGGCUCCUCGGAACCCCAGCCCCUGUCUGUGUCUGGGCAUUCGUUUGGCAGCCUGGACUUCAACCAGUGGGGUAGCAGCCAAGGGAAGACAGAGACAAACGGAGGUCUGAGCGAGACCGAAGGGGGGAAGAAGGGGGUGCUCUCUCGGCUGGCCUCCUCCAAGCCUGAGGAGAAAAAUGGUGUAGACUCCAAACGGCCGAGCGUCGUCUCCAACUUGUCUGCGCGGGAUUGGACGGUGUCGUUCUCGAAAAGUAAAGAUGGGAAGGCCCAGCCCGGGAAAAAACGGCAGAUGGACCAAUCAAAGAACUCCGCCCAGAGUCAUAAGCUCCCCCCUCAAAAACACUCCCACCUGGUGGAGCCAGUAUUCAGUUCCUCUCUCUUGCGUCAGAAGGGUGGCGGGUUGACCAAUCCUGGGUUGUCCUCUGGGCUGCCCUGUGACCCCAGAUUGGCUGGGGGGAGAGGAGGAGCACCGGUCUGGACCGUGGAGGACAGAGAGGCCAGAAUGUCCCCUCUGGAACUGCAGGCCCAGGAGUCUCUAAACCCCAAUAAUCUGGAGUUUUGGAUGGAGGACAUCUACACGCCAGGUUACGACACACUAUUGAGGCGCAAAGAGGCUGACCAGCGCAGAGCCAAAGCCUGCAAGCUGGGGGCGCUCAUCUUCACAGCCGUUACCAUAGUCCUUGUCAUCGUCAUCCCCAUCGCCACAAUGAGCUCCUGA
Molecule: messenger RNA, 2550 nt
Organism: Oncorhynchus nerka (sockeye salmon)
Lineage: Eukaryota; Metazoa; Chordata; Actinopteri; Salmoniformes; Salmonidae
Product: major intrinsically disordered Notch2-binding receptor 1-like
Exons: 3
Coding region: 1-2550 (849 amino acids)
Biological process (GO): negative regulation of cell population proliferation; negative regulation of TOR signaling
Cellular component (GO): plasma membrane
Source: RefSeq, a predicted model, not a curated record